AUGGUCAAUCAAUCUGAAUCCAAAGUUUGUGAUAAUGCAAUUCCACCUCCAAAAAUUGAAAUCAAGAGGGGGCAUGAGGAUGAAGAUCAGAAUGAAGUGGUUGCAAAGAAGCAGAAAAUAGACGAGGUGGUUGUAAAUCAAGAGGUUAAGGAGGAAAAUAAUUCAGACUAUUCUGAACAUGACAAGAAACUUGAAGCUAAAAAUGAAUCUGAUGCUCGUUGUGGAUCUUUGAAAUCAUCAGAUGAUGGUGUCUCAGAUCCUGACUCUCACGGAAGCUCUGACGAGGAUAAGCCUGAAGAUUUGGAGAGUCAUGAGAACAAUGAGGAAGAAAUAGAGGGAAAAGUCUCCAAAACAGCUCAGGAAAGGCACGAUACUCCAGUCAGUCUAAACGAAAAAUAUGCUGCUCCGAAGACAAUAUUUGUUAAAAACUUGUCAUAUAGUGUGGAGCGGCCUGAUAUGGAAGAUAUUUUCAAAGAUUGUGGUGAAGUUGUUGAUGUUCGAUUCAACACAGAUAGUGAAGGGAGGUUUAAAGGCCAUGGAUAUGUCGAGUUUGGAACAGCAGAAGCAGCAAAAAAAGCCCUGGAACUGAAUAAUACAGAGCUAUUGUAUCGCCGCAUCAAAAUUGAGAUAGCUCGAGAAAAGGGUGAAUAUCCCCCAUAUAGAAGCUCAUUCCAUACGGGUGGAGAUCUUCAGUCUCACACUGUAAAUGUAAAGGGCUUUGACGCAUCUCUUGUAGAAAGCAAGCCUAAAAGCCCAGCUACAACAAAUGAAACAAAUGGUGCAUCUAAGACCAUAUAUGUCAGAAACUUGUCAUACAUCGUGGAACGAGCUGAUAUGGAAGAAAUUUUCAAAGAUUGUGGAGAAAUUGUUGAUGUUCGUCUCCAUACAGACCGCGACGGGAAUUUUAAAGGCCAUGGACAUGUUCAGUUUGCAACAGCAGAAGCAGCACAAAAGGCUCUUGCGUUCAACAAGAAAGUAUAUUUUAACCGUCUCAUGUUUGUUGGUUUAGCUUUGGAAAGGGGUAAAUAUGCCUCCAAUGGAAGCAGCUGGUCCUGGAGCAACUCAUUGCAUAAGGAUGAAAAAUUACAGUCUCAAACUGUACCUGUGAAGUGCUCUGAUACAUCUCUUGCGGACGGCAAGUUGAGUUGUGCAAAGGAGGUUAAGGAUGUAGAGAUGUUUGAUGCUGCCUCUGCUGAGAAACAAAUUCCUGAAACCUCAGCUACACGAAAAGAGGAAAAUGCUGCAUCCAAAACAGUAUGUGUUAGAAACUUGUCAUUCGAUGUGGAACGGGCUGAAAUUGAAAAUAUUUUCAAAGAUUGUGGAGAAGUUGCUGACGUCCGUCUCCAUGUGGAUGUCGAGUUUGCAACCGCAGAAGCAGCAGAAAAGGCUCUUGCGUUGGAUUACACAAGAUUGACGAACCAUCCCAUCAAAGUUGGUAUGGCUCCAGAAGAGGGUGAAUGUUUCCCCAAUAGAAGCAGCGUGAGCAUUCCAUUCUCGAAGUGCGAAACUUUGCAGCCUCUAACUGUAUUUGUGAUCGGAUUUGAUACUUCCCUUCCCGAAGAAAAGAUAAAAGCUAGCCUGAAGAAUCAUUUCAGUCCUUGUGGAGAGAUUACGAGGAUCUCAUUACCGAGAUUUCAUGAUUCUUGUAAUAUUAAGGGGUUUGCUCAUUUGGACUUCAAGGAUAUUGAAGGCUAUAAGAAGGCACUACUACUUGAUCAAACUGCAUUUGGAGAAUUUUGGUUGUCAGUUGAAAAAGCAAAACCAAAGCAAAGACGUGAUAAUCAUCAGGGUAUAGGUGGUAGCAGAGAUGGUUAUCACGGUGGUGGAAGGGAUGGCAGAGACUAUGGGGGUGGGUCGGGUUGGGGGAGAAGUCAUGGUGCUGGGAGACACUAUUAG
Molecule: messenger RNA, 1896 nt
Organism: Vicia faba (fava bean)
Lineage: Eukaryota; Viridiplantae; Streptophyta; Magnoliopsida; Fabales; Fabaceae
Source: the annotation of a GenBank genome assembly